This is a messenger RNA of Rhinocladiella mackenziei CBS 650.93, 1146 nucleotides long. RefSeq lists its product as uncharacterized. The record is from RefSeq and is a predicted model, not a curated record. The transcript has 2 exons. Gene Ontology annotation, molecular function: catalytic activity. NCBI's taxonomy places the organism in Eukaryota, Fungi, Ascomycota, Eurotiomycetes, Chaetothyriales, Herpotrichiellaceae. Bases 1 to 1146 code for a protein of 381 amino acids.
AUGACUGCCGACCCACCCUUGUCGGGGCUGCGCGUCCUCGAACUGUCAGGAUUAGCACCAGGACCCUUCUGUGGCCUCCUACUAGCCAACUGGGGUGCCAACGUCCUUCGCGUGGACCGGCCGGGUCCUGACCCCACCUCUGACCUCCUCACCAGCCACAAAUCCUCUAUUGCCCUAGACUUGAAAGACCCUCAAUCGCUGGCCAUCUUCCUUUCUCUUCUCCCGAAGGCCGACGUCCUCAUCGACCCCUUUCGGCCCGGCGUGCUAGAAAAACUCGGCUUGGAUCCGGCAACGGUCCUCCUGAAGAAGAACCCCCGCUUGAUUGUCGUCAGAUUGACGGGGUUCCGUCGUGAUGGGAAAUACAGCGCAAUGGCCGGCCACGAUAUUAACUACCUGGCGGUUUCGGGCGUGCUGUCCAUGCUUGGGGCGCGGAACACCCCUCCGCUCCCACCGGGCAAUAUCCUCGCAGAUUUCGCGGGCGGUGGCAUGGUUGCGUUCGCUGGUGUGCUCUUGGCUCUAAUCCAUCGACAAACAAGCGGCAAAGGCCAGGUUGUCGAGGCCAAUAUGGUGGAUGGCGUAAGCUAUCUCGGAACUUUUCCACGCCUCUUGACGAAGGAAGCGAUGUGGAACGCCGAGCGCGGCACCAACACCCUCGACGGUGGUGCGCCUUACUAUGGAUGCUAUGAAUGCAAAGAUGCCGGAAAGUAUAUGUCAGUCGGGGCAUUGGAGCCGCAGUUUUAUGCUGAGCUGCUGAAAGGGCUGGGCUUCAAACCCGAAGAAGUCGUUCCAGGCGGUUUGGAUCGAUUGGACAAACGUUCCUGGCCAUAUAUGCGCGAGGUGUUCACCCAGCGAUUCAAGACCAAGACGCGCGCGGAGUGGGAGCGCAUCUUUGACGGGACAGACGCAUGCGUCGCCCCCGUGCUUGAGCACAAGGAGAUGGAGGCCCAAGGGUACGAUCAGCGGCCGAUCGUAGGCUUGACCGCCUCUCCGGGUAGAGAUGUCGAUAUGCCUUGGAAAGGCCAGCCGUCGAGGCCUGGAGAGGGCGCCGAGUCCGCCUUGAGUGAUUGGAUGGGGUGGAGCAAAGGCAGAGACUACGAAGUCUCCUCCAAGGGAACAUUUCUGAAGAGGGAGAAGAGUAAGCUAUAG